AUGUUCCUCCAGCGCGCAAGUCAGGCGCUUUUGCUCUGCGUAGCGGCGAUCGUCGGCACUCUUGCUGCGCCCAGUGUUCUGCUGCAAGUCUCUGGCCCAUCAUCAGUAGUGGACAUCGGCAACCUCAAGGUCGUCACUACCGUCACCAACACGGGCGAAGAGCCCUUGAAGCUGCUCAACGACCCUCGUAGCCCACUCUCCGACCUUCCGACGGAUAAAUUCACUAUCACCAACCAGCACGGCACUAGUCCGGAUUUCAUCGGGAUUGCGGUCAAGUACAUCCCACAUGUUGCCAUUGGCUCGGAUGACCCCUUGGUAUACACAAACCUUUCUCCCGGGCAAUCCGUCGCAGUUGAACACGAUUUAUCAGUUGCUUACGAUUUUUCCACGUCGGGGGCGGGACCAUAUGUCAUCAAUGUGAAGGAGCUUAACGCCCUCUACUAUGUGUCGCAAGGGUAUAUUUCCGCCCUACUCGCUGGACGUAACCUCCCGGACCACGCUGUCAAUGUUUCAGGCUCCCUCAUGCCAUCUCGUACCCGCGCCCCUUUCAGACCUGACGUAGAAGAAUGCGAGGAUUGGCAGGAACGGGCCAUACUCACCGCUAUCCCCGUCACCAACAAGUAUAUCAGCACCUCGCUCCAGCUGUUAACUCAGGAUGGCUACACCGGCGAUCACUAUAGACGGUGGUUUGGAGGUCCCAGCGAACACCGACUUUCCACCGUGGCGUCUCACUUCGAGGCCUUGCUGGGGAACAACUUUACCGAGUUCACCUUCGUCUGCAAGACGGCCUUCUGCUCUCGCAAACCAGGCCUAUACGCAUAUGUGUACCCGGACGAGUUUGGGCGGAUCCACGUCUGCGACACGUUCUUCCGCUCUCCCGUUGGUGGACCAGACUCGCGGGCAUCGACCAUCGUUCAUGAGUCAAGCCACUUCACGCGCAAUGGCGGCACCCUCGAUCACGCCUAUGGGCAGACUCUGACGCAAGAGCUCGCUCGCAGCUACCCGCAACUCGCAGUCAUGAACGCGGACAAUCACGAGUACUUCUCGGCGGCCUCCCACGACAACGACGUCAAGGAGCUGCCCGUGCUGCUCACGCAGGUACACUUCAGCGGCGAGUCCUUCCGCGUCUGA
Molecule: messenger RNA, 1131 nt
Organism: Trametes versicolor FP-101664 SS1
Lineage: Eukaryota; Fungi; Basidiomycota; Agaricomycetes; Polyporales; Polyporaceae
Product: Metalloprotease
Exons: 6
Coding region: 1-1131 (376 amino acids)
Molecular function (GO): metalloendopeptidase activity
Source: RefSeq, a predicted model, not a curated record